AUGGCGUCGGUUUUACGCUGGGAUCGUUUAGGUGUACUGCUGUUGUUGAUGGACGCCUGUCUUCUCAAUGGAGUGCUAUCCUUGAAUGUGGUUGGGAAACCGGCCAAUCAGAGCUCAACUGCUCCAGAUGUUAGUGGCGAAACCUUCGUGGCAGGGAACGCUGUGGAUGGAAAUAAGUUAAGCACACUUUCGCAUACGGGUUAUAAUCCAGCGGGACUAAAGACAAAUCCAUGGUGGAGAUUGGACUUGGGAGCUAUCUACUGCUUGAGAACUAUCACCAUAUAUAAUAGACAAGACUACGAAUGCGGGAACCCCGCGCCCGAUUGUGCUCGCCGUUUAAUAGGUGCUAUAAUACGAGCAGGGUUGAAUCAAGAUCACCUAUCAAACAGAGCGAUAGGAACAGUCACUGAAGAGCAAGCCAUCGAUAGAACGCAACCGAUUGAGAUAAUAGCGAACCCGGUGGUCACCGCCCAUUUCGUCAGCGUGGAUAUCCCGGGUACAAAUGAAAUCCUUCACAUGCGUGAGGUCGAGGUUGGAGAAUACUUGGAUGAAGGAGGGGAUGGGGAUGUGGAGUUUACUCUUGUCACCAAUCCUGCUCUACUUGGUCAAACUGGAGACGCCAAUGCCAUAAUUGCAGCUUACAAAGGUCCCAACGAUAUCUCCGCUGAUGUCUCAUUCGGUCGUCAAGUGACAACAGGAGGGAGUAAUGACCUUCCGUCAGGGUCCAAUCAGCUACAAGAUCCACUCCUAGGAUGUCAGGUCAGACAGCUCAACCUACCCGAAGAGGAUGGGAUCGACAGAACGGGUGUCUUCUACUGUGAGGCGAGUAGAGCUGGCAGGACGAACACGAAGAUACUGACCGUAAUCUUGCCUAAAGAUGAAACCAACGUCCAUAUCCGUCCAGCAAAGAGAACGCAGGUAGCUAGUGUCUGGGACUCAGUUCGACUAGAGAUGCAAAAUGAACAUGCACCGAACACCAACUACAGAUGGCGGCAUAAUGGAAGUGAUGUCACAUCUUGGAAUGACCAGCUCAGUGUGUCUAUUGAUGAUGUUGCUGUGAGUGAUGGAGGAGUCUACAGCUGCUUCGUAUCUGACCAGGAGGAUCAACAACUGCGUGGCACCAUGAGGCUUAUUGUGCGAGGUUGUUCUUCGGGAAAGUGGGGAUCAGCAUCAUCUCACUGUCUCAAUGUCUGUCGUCGAUGCUACAACGGAGGCGUUUGUGAUGCCAAGACUGGAUCCUGUAUAUGUGCUCCGGGUUUCAGUGGAGAACAAUGUCAACAAGUACGCGGCCGCAAUGUCUUCGGUAAAAAUGGUGUUCAUAACUGUUCUGCUGGCGAUGAUCACGAUUAUGCUUGCCGGGGUCGUUUGUUUUGUCUUCCUGAUCCUUACGGAUGCUCAUGUGCUGCAGGAUUCACAGGACUAGAAUGCACGCAAGAAUGUGCCGAGGGGAAGUAUGGAGCUGACUGUAAGCAAACAUGUCACUGUGCAGGUACCUGCAGUAAGGAUACAGGAGAAUGCACCAACGGUGGUUGUGACUCGUCAUACUUCGGAAUCAAUUGUCAAUGCUCAAAUACGGAACCUUUCACAGGAGAAGUGAAAUCUACGUCCAUCAAGAAACGCAGCCUUGGUUUCUCGUGGAGUGUGCCAACAACAUGUGGAGGUCAGCCAGGUCCACCCAUCACCGGAUACCAAUACAAACUGACUGAUACGGUUUCCGAACAGCAAAUACCGCUUGCAUCCGAUUCUACUACUGACACAUCAGUUUUAUUAGAUGAGCUGAUACCGUAUGUUGAAUACAGUUUCCAAGUUGCAGUUGUCACCAGUGAAGGGACGGGAACGUACAGUAACAGUAUGGAUGUAAGGACAGCAGAAGCAAAACCAACAGUCCCUUUGAAUGUCAACAUCACGAAUGUCAGUGAAGAUUCCAUCACGGUUACUUGGAUGAAACCCGACCCCCCGCAAGGGAAUAUUACAGCAUACGACGUCGCCUGGACAUUGGGAGAUGAUCAUGACACACGUCAGGAGACAGCUGUGGGCAUCACCGUGGCGUACAGGAUCGAUGGCCUUCGAGUAGAUAAUACUUAUAAUGUUGAGGUGCGAGCAAAGACUGUAAUAGGGGAUGGUCCGUGGAGCGAAGUAAUCAAUGCGACAGUGGUAGGAGUACCAGGACCAUUACAAAAUCUUCACUGGACAAAUCGAACUGAUGAGCGGGUUACUUUGGAUUGGGAUCCGCCGCUAGCCCCUAAGGGACCAAUAAGUGGUUAUGUUGUACAAUACAGGGCAAUAGAAAGACCUUAUCAACCAGAUUUCACUCCAACGGAUACUUUCAUCAAAAAUGAAACGGCCAGCGCUCCAUUUGUACAGGACAAUCUCGAACCAAGUACACAAUAUGAAUUCAUCGUUUCAGCUAAAAACAUGUGGUAUAUGGGCGAGUCACAACUCUUGCAAGUUUACACUAAACCAUCGAAAGUAUCACGGCCGAAUGAUUCCACAGGACUUGCUGUAGGAAUGGUGUUUUUGGUGUUGGCACUGGUGAUAAUUAUUAUAGCCGCCAUCUUUGUUUACAAAAGGAGAACCACUCAAGCUAAAGACAUAUCUGAGGGUAGGGGAUCAUUGAUGCUGUCACUGGAACAGAGAAAUGAUGACGUGGCAGUAACUCAACCUAACGCAUACAAUGAGUGUGAUGAAGUGUGGGGUCAAUCUACACCUGCGGAACCAACUACACCUGCGGAACCAAUUACACCUGCGGAACCAACUACACCUGUGCCCGAGCCGAGGCAGAAGCCUUUCAAGAAUCCAGCACCCGUUCGCAUUGAUAAGCUAGCUGACUACAUAAAAACGAAGGAACUUGCAGGGGAAAGGGGAUUUGAGGCAGACUACAAGACCCUUUCAGACGGUCCGUUACACCCGUGGACAGUGGCAAAGAAGCCAGAAAACAGGCAGAAGAACCGAUUUGCCAACGUCAUCGCCUAUGAUCAUUCUCGCAUUGUCUUGACGCGUUUAGAGGAGGACCCUCAUUCGGACUACAUUAAUGCCUGCUACAUAGAUGGAUACAAAGAGACGGACAAGUACAUCGCCAGCCAAGGACCUAACAACGCAUCUCUCAAUGACAUGUGGCGGAUGGUGUGGCAGAUGAACGUGGAUAAGAUUGUCAUGCUGACGAAUCCGGUGGAAAAUGGAAAGGCAAAGUGUUUGCAGUAUUGGCCAACUACGGGAACGUCAACUUAUUCGGAUAUAUCUGUAGCGAUUGUCGACGAACGAGUUUUCCUGGAUCACACUGUUCGGCUUUUCAAAGUCAUUCAGAUCGACAAUGAAGACGAUUGUCGCUUUUUGAAGCAGUUUCACUACAACACCUGGCCAGACAUGAAACCACCUGAAUAUCCCGCUCCAUUGCUCAACUUCAUGCGAGUGGUGAACGCUGAACACAACGAAGGACGAACCAUUAUACACUGCAGUGCCGGCGUUGGUCGCACAGGGACCUACAUUUGCCUUGAGUCAAUGCUUGAACAGAUGAAACAGGAGGGACAAGUCAAUGUUCUUGCCUUCAUCCAUCGCAUGAGACAAAAACGGAUCAAGAUGGUACAGACUCCGGAGCAAUACAAAUUUCUCUUCGACGCCCUCCUUGCGGCCUCUAUGACUGGCGAGACUACCUACGAUAUGACAAACUUCCGUCGACAGCUGACUACUCUGAAGAAGACCGAAACUGGUUCCAAGAAAACAGGCAUAGAGAAACAGUACAAGACGUUGGGUGAAGUGCAACUGAGUCGUCGCAAUAACCGCAGCAGAUCAGCACAGCUACCAGAGAAUGCAUCCAAGAACAGAUUUCCAGAUUUUAUUCCAACUGAUCGAUCCAGACCAUUCUUGAUGACCGACGUAAGCGAAGAUGAUACCAAUUACAUCAACGCAAGCUUCCUCCCGGGCUAUCGCAAGAAGGACAGGUACAUCGCGACCCAGAUGCCGAUGCCCAACACCACUGCCGACAUUUGGCGUCUGGUGUACGACCACAAAGCGACUUGUAUCGUCAUGCUGAACCCUUUGGAUGAGAACGACAAAACAAUGAGUCGUUACUGGCCAGAAGAGGGACCAAUCGAAUUUGGCUCGCUGCUAGUGAAGCUGUUACAGACUACACAGUACAAGGGUGUUACUGGGCGCACGUUUUCUCUACGCAACAACAAAGCCAAAUCUGAGCCCAUACGAACUGUCUGCCAGUUCCAUGUCCAAGACUGGCCGUCGGAUCAGCCGGUGCCCAGAUCUCGACAAGGAUUACUCACUCUCAUGGAGGUGACUCAAAAAUGGCACGAGGAAAGACCACCCAUCGUGGUUCACUGCAUGAAUGGAUUUGGUCGCUCUGCCGUGUACUGCACCCUGAUGUCGGUGAUGGAACAGUUGCAAGAGGAGAAUGUUGCGGACGUGUUUCAAGCCGUUCUUCGCCUCCGAGCAGUUAACGGCAGCAUGAUGUACUCUGUGGACCACUAUGCGACGUGCUACGAUGUGUUCCAGGCCAACUUGGACUCGUCCACUGUCUACGAGAAUCUCUAGACACAGAUUCUCCCAGUGGUAAUACACUUCAUCAAGAUAUUCUAAAAAACUUAAUUUGCCAAUUUCUGCCAAGUAACGCUAAGCUGUGAAUUAAGAUAGCUGUAACUUGUAAGGAACUUAAUUAAUGUUGCUUCCAUAGUUUAAUAGCCCUACUUCAGGCCUACUCCCAAUUUGGUUUAUUA
Messenger RNA from Patiria miniata (bat star), 4721 nucleotides. Its product is annotated as receptor-type tyrosine-protein phosphatase mu-like. Gene Ontology annotation, biological process: protein dephosphorylation. The transcript is spliced from 32 exons. Gene Ontology annotation, molecular function: protein tyrosine phosphatase activity; protein binding. NCBI's taxonomy places the organism in Eukaryota, Metazoa, Echinodermata, Asteroidea, Valvatida, Asterinidae. The record is from RefSeq and is a predicted model, not a curated record. Bases 1 to 4539 code for a protein of 1512 amino acids.